UAAGCUUUUCUAGUAAUAAAAUUGUAAAGAUUUUUUUUCAAAUGAAAUCAAAAUACAAUUCAAUUAUUAUGUUUGAAUUGCAUUUCUUUGUUUGAAAUUUUCCAAACUACUUCAGAUUUUCAAACAAUGUAAGACGAGCAAAAUUUUGACAUUUCAAAAGACGAACAAUAAUUUUGACAGUCCAACAAUAAUAAUAUAAGCAAUCUUUAUGAAGUAAAGGAAUAGUUGAAAAAUUUGAUUUUGCUAUAAACUCAUAUUUGAAAGAGAAUAGAUUUGAAUAAUUUAAUGAAUAAAUAAUAAAACUGGUUGAACUCAUUUGAAGGAAAUGAAGAAAAUGUUAUUUUGUAGAUUGUGCUUGGCGAGCGGUAAUGCGAGUUUCAUCUCUUCGUCGCCUGAGAUUGAUAUUGUACUGCAGAAAUUUAACAUUUUGUUCGAGAAGCGCGAUUUAUGCAGUUCCGAAGCUGUAAGCAUCUUAACAGAGCUAUGCGAUUUGUGUUGGGAAAAAAUUGAUGAAUUUAAUCAGUUCUGUGCCCAAGUGGAAAAUAUUCAGGCGAGUUUUAAUCAGAGAUUCUUGCAAGACAAUGGGACCUUUUCAACUUUCGAAGAUCCAAAACAAUUCUUCGUGGAAAUUGAGAAAAUACACAAUGAGUUUGCGACUAAAAAGUUUGAAAAUCAAACUGAAGAUAAGAAAUUUAAUAUAGAGCCAUUUUGUAUGAUAAAUGUGGAUGAAAAUGUAACAACCAAAAAAAACCAAAAAGUUAUCGACUUCGAUGUUAAAGUUCACGAAUCACUUCGUAUAAAACAAGAGCAGGAACCAAUUGAUUCGGAUUGCGAUGCGAGAUUGAUUGAUAUUGAUACACUAAACACGGAGUAUACCGAAUUGAGUGACUUCGAAGAUGAAGUGAGUUUUGUAUACGAAGACGACGAAGAUGACGAUGGUGAUACGAGUGAUACGUCCUAUAGCGAACCGAAAGAAAAGAGGCGAAAGUCCGACGGAAAAACCACAAAGUUGAAAGGGGAAAACCAUACAGGAAAAACAACGAAAGAAACACUUAAGAAGCGCAGCAAAAAAAUAUCGGUGACCACCGCCGUAUCACUCGAUGAAGACAAUAAACGAUUAUUGAGCUAUGUUCAGAUGAAAUGUGACGUUUGUAGUGAUGAUCGUGUCUUUGAUUCAUUUGCUGAAAUUCAAAACCAUUUUCUUGAUAUACAUAAUCAGAAUGGUUACAUUAUGUGCUGCAAUCGGAAAUUUCGCCGAAUCGGGAGAUUGCAACAACACGCAAUGUGGCAUGACAAUCCAGAAGCAUUCAAAUGUAGCACAUGUAGCAAAUGCUUUCAAG
Messenger RNA from Sitodiplosis mosellana (orange wheat blossom midge), 1340 nucleotides. RefSeq names its product transcription factor grauzone-like. Gene Ontology annotation, cellular component: nucleus. Lineage: Eukaryota; Metazoa; Arthropoda; Insecta; Diptera; Cecidomyiidae. Gene Ontology annotation, molecular function: zinc ion binding; DNA-binding transcription factor activity, RNA polymerase II-specific; RNA polymerase II transcription regulatory region sequence-specific DNA binding. Gene Ontology annotation, biological process: regulation of transcription by RNA polymerase II. The record is from RefSeq and is a predicted model, not a curated record.